AUGCCCAAGAGAAAGGCUGAAGGGGAUGCUAAAGGAGAUAAAGCCAAGGUAAAAGAUGAACCACAGAGAAGAUCUGCAAGCUUAUCUGCUAAACCUGCUCCUCCAAAGCCAGAGCCCAAGCCUAAAAAGGCCCCUGCAAAGAAGGGAGAGAAGGUACCCAAAGGGAAAAAAAGGAAAGCUGAUACUGGCAAGGAUGGGAGUAACCCUGAAGAAAAUGAAGAUGCCAAAAUAGACCAGGCACAGAAAGCUGAAGGUGCUGGAGAUGCCAAGUGAAGUGUGUGCAUUUUUGAUAACUGUGUACUUCUGGUGACUGUACAGUUUGAAAUACUAUUUUUUAUCAAGUUUUAUAAAAAUGCAGAAUUUUGUUUUACUUUUUUUUUUUAAAGCUAUGUUGUUAGCACACAGAACACUUCAUUGUUGUUUUUUGGGGAAGGGGCAAAUGUCGCUAAUAGAAUGUCUCUGAAGCUGGGUUAAUAUGGAGGAAAACAUCUUUCCCCUCUGAU
Choloepus didactylus (southern two-toed sloth) is the source of this 503-nucleotide messenger RNA. RefSeq names its product non-histone chromosomal protein HMG-17-like. Gene Ontology annotation, molecular function: nucleosomal DNA binding. The transcript has a single exon. Gene Ontology annotation, biological process: chromatin organization. Lineage: Eukaryota; Metazoa; Chordata; Mammalia; Pilosa; Megalonychidae. Gene Ontology annotation, cellular component: nucleus; chromatin. The record is from RefSeq and is a predicted model, not a curated record. Bases 1 to 273 code for a protein of 90 amino acids.